This is a messenger RNA of Populus euphratica (Euphrates poplar), 622 nucleotides long. RefSeq lists its product as uncharacterized. The transcript has 2 exons. The record is from RefSeq and is a predicted model, not a curated record. The coding region runs from base 123 to 416 and encodes 97 amino acids. Lineage: Eukaryota; Viridiplantae; Streptophyta; Magnoliopsida; Malpighiales; Salicaceae.
UUAACAGCCUGUCUGUCAAACCAAGAAAACCUUACUACAGGGAGAACGAGAGGAUAGGUGGACGUGGAGAGACAAAAAAACCUUACGUUUUUCUUGUGCCCCCUUCAAAUAAUAAAAGAAAGAUGCAUCUAUGGCCUACGAUGAGGAUAAGGGAGUCAUUCAAGAUUUCAUAUUUGAAAAAAUAUGACUGGAAUCUUCAGAGAAUGAAUAGUGAAAAGAAGCGGCAGUCUCAAGAAGCCAACGACAAAAGCAACCAGCAAAGACUCUUGGAUGAUGCUGGUGAGAACAGCACUAACCAGCAGAAACCAGCAAACAAUUCUAAAGCUGUUAUGAUUUGCAGAGAGAUUCUCAUGGUCAUCACUUGUUGCUACUGUUGCUUCUGUUUUGGAGCCUGUGUUGAUCAAGACGAGGAAUGAUGCUGUUUUGGAAGGGGUUAGGCCACUGGAUCUGCUUUUUGAAGAUAAUAUUUCAGAAGGUGGGACAGGAAUUGUACAGUUUAGGUGUUAGUGUUUGCUAGCGUCACGGACUUCAUUCUUAAUAGAAAAUGAAGUGAUUUGUGAUCAAAACUGAUAUCAUGCCGUUGAGAGUAUGCAGUAAGCUUAAUGUUUCUAUCUGGAGAUUA